UCAUCGUGAAGCCUGGUCCUUGUCCUCUCUGUCAGGUGGGGUGUUGGAGGAGGUGGUGCAGCGGGUCCGCCCCCCCCUGGUGUUGGAGCUGGGGAUGCACUGUGGGUACAGCUCUGUGCGCCUGCUGCGUCUGCUGCCCCCUGCUGGCAGACUGAUCACAGUGGAGCUGGACCCCCUCACUGCAGAGCUGGGGGAGGAAAUCAUUCUGGUGUCUGGCUUCAAACACUCCCAGUUCCAGGUGUUGACUUCUAGCUCAGCCGAGGCCAUCCGAACGUUGCCUUCUUUACUCACUGAUCUUGAUAAAGGGAGCAGUGAGGGCUUCAGUCUGGUGCUGAUGGACCACGAUCCCCAGCAUUACCUCCCUGACCUGCUGUCUCUGGAGAGAGAGGAGCUCCUCCGCCCCUCCGGCUGCUCCGUCCUGCUGAUCCACAGGAAGCAAAGAGAUCUCAGAGAAAUCCUGGAUCACAUCGGAGCGAGGUCCGACUGCUACUGCAUCAAAUCAGAGCGCCAGGGUGUGACGGAGAUAUUCUGCCAGAAGAGAAGCACAGGGUUAGAUAGGUGAUACAACAUGCAUAUGGAAGUGAGGGCUUGUGGUUUGUGUGGACUAGAUCAACCAACAGUGUUAAACUUCCUUAUAUUACCAUAAAAGGCAUAAGGUCAAAGAAUUAAAGGAGGGGACAUUAACUACUUUCUAGAAUUUGUCAAGCUGUUGUUGUUUUUCGUUGGUU
Messenger RNA from Notothenia coriiceps (black rockcod), 728 nucleotides. Its product is annotated as transmembrane O-methyltransferase-like. The record is from RefSeq and is a predicted model, not a curated record. Gene Ontology annotation, molecular function: catechol O-methyltransferase activity. The transcript is spliced from 2 exons. Gene Ontology annotation, biological process: developmental process; dopamine metabolic process; catecholamine catabolic process. The annotation marks the transcript as partial. Lineage: Eukaryota; Metazoa; Chordata; Actinopteri; Perciformes; Nototheniidae.